CCUCUGUCCGACGGGCGCUGCAGCUGUUAUUUUAAUUAUUUUGACCAUAAUCACCUUAACAUGGACUGAUUGGCUACGACGUUUACAGCGUUACGCUAUUGAAAAGUCAAGGAUUCUUGGACUUUCUGCAGGUCAGUGAAGCGACCAUCUCAAUCUCCAACAACAACGAGCAAUGUCGGACGUCUGUGUCGGAGAUCUGCUUGUUAUACUGCUCCUUCAGAUGGUGUUAUCCACUGGCGGAUUCUUACCAGACGCAAUUAUCUCCGUGAAGUUAAACGACGAGGAUCCAUCUGUCAGACUUUAUGGGAAAGUGUCCAUCAAGGAAUCGUUCAUAUUUGGCAGAGUUCUUAGUAUUGAUCGUCAAAAUGGAUGUGCGACGGUGCCCCAAGUCGAUAUAUUGGCGACUGGUGAAUUCUCAGUCGCCGUAUUCAUCAAAUUGAGACAGAAUAACUGGCCCCAGUUCCUUAAAUUCGAAGUAGACAAUUAUAUUGUCAGUAUCCAGUUUCACGAUUUUACGUUGCGUCUUGUAUUUUGCAAUGAUAAAUUCAAUGUACGGGUUACCGGUUGUUUGCACUAUGUAACAACGGCAAUAACAAGUGGUUUGGGUCAUUGGCAGUUUUUAGUUGGGUGUUUCAAAAACAAGUCAAAAGCAGCUUCGAUUUAUAUUGAUGGCAAAACGGUCAGAGUUCGAGAAAUUUACAUGAGCGGUUAUCCUGCAAACAAUGGUGUCGAAAUUGGAUGUGCUGGAUUCCUUGGAUUGAUCUCGGAAGUUGUGGUCUUUCCUGUGGUCCUCACCAGCCUCUCCGUCAUGGAAAUAUAUCAGAAAUUCAUUGGCAGAAAAGAAGGACUUCCGAUAGACAAUAUAUUCUGUAAAUCAAAACGGAUGCCAGUUCAAACCGACGCGAUAUUAGUCCGAUCAAGGAUUGACUGCACCGUUGACUGUGGUAUUUGGAAUUGGUUCUACAUAAUGACCAAGCCCAAGUGUCUUGGAGUGCACUCUUAG
Lineus longissimus is the source of this 1003-nucleotide messenger RNA. RefSeq lists its product as uncharacterized. The transcript is spliced from 6 exons. NCBI's taxonomy places the organism in Eukaryota, Metazoa, Nemertea, Pilidiophora, Heteronemertea, Lineidae. The record is from RefSeq and is a predicted model, not a curated record. The coding region runs from base 173 to 1003 and encodes 276 amino acids.